Messenger RNA from Panicum virgatum (switchgrass), 1941 nucleotides. RefSeq names its product serine carboxypeptidase-like 26. Gene Ontology annotation, cellular component: vacuole. Gene Ontology annotation, molecular function: serine-type carboxypeptidase activity. Gene Ontology annotation, biological process: proteolysis. The record is from RefSeq and is a predicted model, not a curated record. Bases 122 to 1558 code for a protein of 478 amino acids. The transcript is spliced from 10 exons. NCBI's taxonomy places the organism in Eukaryota, Viridiplantae, Streptophyta, Magnoliopsida, Poales, Poaceae.
GUGAGCCCGUGGGUGGUAGUGUGCACGCUGCUGUGCACACAAAGAGCUCUUCUCUGCACUGGUCUCUCUCUACCUCACUGUGCAGCUGCAGAGGACAGGCAGCAGAACGGAAAUUGAACCCAUGAUGGCCUCUUCUUCCUCUGCGGCGAACCGACGCCAGCGUUCUCUCUCCCCCAUCCUUGUCGCUCUCUCAUUGCUGCCGGCGGCGGUGCUCUCAGCUACUACUAGAGGCGAGCAGGAGGGCGACCGGGUGCGGUUCCUCCCCGGGCAACCGCCGCGCCCGCCGGUGUCCCAGUUCGCCGGGUACGUCACGGUGAACGAGCGCAGCGGGAGGGCGCUCUUCUACUGGUUCUUCGAGGCGCAGACGUCGCCGGCGCAGAAGCCUCUCCUGCUCUGGCUCAAUGGAGGCCCUGGUUGCUCAUCUGUGGGCUAUGGAGCAGCUUCUGAGAUGGGGCCUCUCUUGGUCAAUGGCAACGGGACCGGGUUGGAGUUCAACAAAUUUGCAUGGACCAGAGUGGCCAACUUGCUCUUCUUGGAGUCUCCUGUUGGAGUUGGCUUCUCAUACACAAAUACCACCUCUGACCUAGACAGCGUGGACGAUGGCUUCGUCGCCGAGGACACCUACACCUUCUUAGUGAAUUGGUUCAACAGGUUUCCUCAGUACAAGAGCCAUGACUUCUACAUCUCAGGAGAGAGCUAUGCAGGUCAUUAUGUCCCUCAGCUGGCUGAAAUGGUGUAUGAGCGCAACAAGCAUCUUGAAAUGAAUCAGCAUAUCAAUUUGAAAGGAUUUAUUGUUGGCAAUGCAGUAACUGAUGAUUUCUAUGAUGAAAAAGGGCUGGUUGAGUUUGCCUGGAGCCACUCGGUGAUCUCCGAUCAACUUUACCAGCAUGUAAAAAAUGUUUGCAACUUCAGGACCAUCUUCUUUACUGGGGAAUGCGCCCGUGCAAUGAGCCUUGUAUACACUCAGUAUGAUACGAUUGAUAUCUACAACGUGUACGCACCAAAGUGCAAUACACAUUCAUCUAGCUCCUACAGCACAAAAGAAAAGACUGCGAAGAAGAAGUUCAAAAGAUUGAGGAGGUAUUCGGGAUAUGAUCCGUGCUACUCAACCCACAUUGAAGAUUACAUGAACAGAAUUGAUGUACAGAAAUCACUUCAUGCGAAUAUCAGUGGAUGGAUCAAGGAUAGAAGAUGGAGUAUCUGCAGUUACUCAAUAUUCGACAACUAUGACGACACCAUAUUUACUGUUCGUCCUCUUUACUCCAAGCUUGUCAGGACUGGACUAAGAGUUUGGGUCUACAGUGGAGAUAUGGAUGGCAGGGUUCCAGUUAUUGGAACACGGUACUGGGUCGAAGCACUUGACCUUCCUAUGAAGUCACAGUGGCAACCAUGGUACCUAAACAAUCAGGUUGCUGGAAGGUUUAUCGAGUAUGAAGGAUUGAUCCUGGCCACUGUCAGAGGAGCAGGCCAUGAUGUGCCUCAAGACAAGCCAGCAGAGGCACUUGUCUUAAUCAGUUCUUUCCUUUCAGACAGACAACUGCCAACGAAAAACAACUGAUGGCCGCAGAAUAAUUUGCCGAAUGAGAAAGAGUGAAAAAUUACUCACAUUGACAUUGACGUAAUAGAGCAUGAAGUAUUGGCACAUUUGGGGAAUGAAAUUUGCCGACAUGAAAAAGGUUACAUUGUUGGAAAUGAUUGUACCUUUUAGGAUAUCUGUUGGCAGGUCAUGUAGCUUCGAAAACAUUAUUGGGAGCUCACUGUGGUAUUUAUUAUUACAUACUGCUGAUUUUGAUUAACAGCGUUUCAGAACUUCAUGUGAGGGGAAAACAUGAGGCUUGGUUUAUUCUUGUGCAGCUUUUAAUCAGGUCUGCGGAUGCUUUGUUCUAAGUCAUGUCAUUAUUAAGUUUCUGAUGUAUGGAAAGCUCUGGCCUGCUUUCAGAA